GCAAGAUUUGGGAGUUUUUUUUUUCUUACAUUCUUUGAUCUUUUGUCUUUUAUUUUUUUCAUUGAAAAUAGAAUUCGACUUUUUUUUUUUUUUCUUCCACUUCAUUCUCUCUUUUUCAAUUGUGUGUGUGUGUGUGUGUUUCGAUAAUUUAAACGUAUUUUGAUUACACACUUGUUAAUUCCCCCCCUUUGGACAAACAGAAAAAGCUUAGAACUUACAACCAGAACAAGAAGCACCUCUUAAAAAAACGACCUCAUAAUGACCGAUAUCAUGGAUGACAGUUAUAGAAUGGCAGAAAAUGAAUACUUUCUUCCUGAUGGUGAAGAAAUGUAUGAAGACGAACCCAUCACCCAAGAAGAUUGUUGGACAGUCAUUUCUUCAUUCUUUGAGGAGAAGGGUCUCGUUAGACAACAAUUGGAUUCUUUUGAUGAAUUUGUACAAAAUACCAUGCAGGAAUUAGUCGAUGAAAACUCUAAUCUUGUGCUUCAACAUGUUGGUGGAGACGGCGAUGUUACUAAACGAUAUAUUAUUGAUUUCGGACAGAUUUAUUUGUCAAAACCUACAAUGACAGAAGCCGAUGGUAGUACGCAACCCAUGUUUCCCCAAGAAGCGCGUAUUCGUAACUUAACAUACGCGUCUCCUUUAUAUGUGGAUAUGAGCAAACGUACACAAAUCGCAACACCUCAUGAUCCUAACAAUGUGAACAGAAACCCCAACGAUCUCUUCCAAGAUGAAAAUGGGUCUGAUAGACCUCCCAUGACCAAAGUUUUCAUUGGAAAGGUCCCUAUCAUGUUGAGAUCUACUUAUUGUAUUCUUCAUGAUAUGCCUGAGAGUUCCAUGCACGAGUUGAAUGAAUGUUCCUUUGAUAUGGGUGGUUAUUUCGUCAUCAAUGGUUCCGAAAAGGUCUUGAUUGCUCAAGAACGUAUGGCAACCAAUACAGUCUAUGUCUUCUCCAAGGCACCACCUUCCAACUUUCAAUAUACUGCAGAAAUCAGAUCUCAACCCGAGAAAGGAUCCAAGAAUGCUUCGCCUUUAUUUAUUAAAAUGAUGAGAGCUUCUGCUGAACGUGGCUCUUCUGGUCAAUGUAUUCGUGCUGCUUUACCAUAUAUCCGUUCUGAAGUACCUAUUGUCAUUGUAUUCAGAGCUCUUGGUCAAGUAGCUGAUAGAGAUGUAUUGGAGCAUAUCUGUUAUGAUCGUAAUGAUUAUGAAAUGUUGGAGUUGUUAAAACCUUCUAUCGAAGAGGCUUUUGUCAUUCAAGAUCAAGAUAUUGCCUUGGAUUUCAUCGGUAAAAGAGGUACCACUGUGGGUGCCACAAGAGAAAGACGUAUCAAGUAUGCCUCUGAAAUUCUCCAAAAAGAAUUAUUACCUCAUGUUGGUACUGCAUACAAGACUGAAACUCGUAAAUCCUAUUUCUUUGGUUAUAUGAUCCAUCGUUUGUUAUUGGCAGCUUUAGAACGUCGUGAAUUAGAUGAUCGUGAUCAUUAUGGUAAAAAACGUAUGGAUCUUGCUGGUCCUUUAAUGGCUGGUCUUUUCAGACUUUUGUUUAAGAAGUUGACAAAGGAUGUUGCUAAGUAUUUACAAAAGUGUAUUGAAUCAAGCAGAGAAUUCAAUUUGACUCUUGCUGUCAAAUCCAACACAAUUACCAACGGUUUAAAGUACUCUUUGGCUACUGGUAAUUGGGGUGAUCAAAAGAAGGCAAUGCAAGCCCGUGCUGGUGUCUCUCAAGUUUUAAACAGAUAUACAUUUGCUUCUACUUUAUCCCAUUUGCGUCGUUGUAAUACACCUAUUGGUCGUGAUGGUAAGAUUGCCAAACCUCGUCAAUUACAUAACACCCAUUGGGGUCUUGUCUGUCCUGCCGAAACCCCUGAAGGUCAAGCGUGUGGUCUUGUUAAGAAUUUGGCCUUGAUGUCUUAUAUUUCUGUCGGUUCUUCUGCUACUCCUUUAAUCAUGUUUUUGGAAGAAUGGGCUAUGGAGAACUUGGAAGAAUUAAGUGCCACCAGUAUUGCUGAUGCCACAAAGGUAUUUGUGAAUGGUGUCUGGAUUGGUAUUCAUCGUGAUCCCGGAGAGUUGAUCAAUUCUCUUAAACAAAUGAGACGUUCAGUCGAUAUCUCUCCUGAGGUCAGUAUUGUGCGUGAUAUUCGUGAAAAGGAAUUAAGAAUGUACACCGAUGCUGGUCGUUGUUGUAGACCCUUGUUCUUGGUUGAAAAUCAACAAUUGAGAUUAAAUCGUGAACAUAUUAUGCGUAUCCAAGAUACUGAAGAUGAAUUUGGCUGGCAAAAUAUGAUUGCUGAUGGUAUUGUCGAAUAUGUGGAUGCUGAUGAAGAGGAAACUGCUAUGAUCUGUAUGACACCUGAAGAUUUAGCUGAAGCACGUAUGACUGCCCAAUAUGGUGCUCCACUUCAAGAGACGCGUGAUUUGGCUAGUCGUGUUAAAUCCCAAACCGGUAGCUACUCGCACACAUGGACCCAUUGUGAAAUUCAUCCUAGUAUGAUUCUUGGUAUUUGUGCUAGUAUUAUUCCUUUCCCAGAUCACAAUCAAUCUCCUCGUAAUACUUAUCAAUCUGCAAUGGGUAAGCAAGCUAUGGGUGUUUAUCUCACGAAUUUCCAAACGCGUAUGGAUACACUUGCCAAUAUUUUGUACUAUCCCCAAAAGCCCCUUACCACUACGCGUUCUAUGGAAUUUUUACGUUUCAGAGAGUUGCCAGCUGGUCAAAAUGCUAUUGUCGCUAUUUUAUGUUAUUCCGGUUAUAACCAAGAAGAUUCCGUUAUCAUGAACCAAAGUAGUAUCGAUCGUGGUCUUUUCAGAUCCUUGUUUUUCCGUACCUACAUGGAUGCUGAAAAGAAAUCUGGUAUGAUGUUUAUGGAAGAAUUCGAGAAACCUACUCGUGAUAACACGCUUCGUUUGAAGCAUGGAACUUAUGAGAAAUUAGAAGAGGAUGGUCUCAUCGCACCUGGUACUCGUGUUUCUGGUGACGAUAUUAUCAUCGGAAAAACUGCUCCUAUUCCCGCUGAUUCUGAAGAAUUGGGUCAAAGAACCACGACACAUAACAAGCGUGAUGCCUCUACUCCCUUAAGAUCCACAGAAACCGGUAUCGUUGAUCAGGUCAUGUUGACUACUAACCAAGAUGGCUUGAAGUUUGUUAAAGUACGUGUUCGGUCUACUCGUGUGCCUCAAAUGGGUGAUAAGUUUGCUUCUCGUCACGGACAGAAGGGUACUAUCGGUAUGACUUAUCGUCAAGAAGAUUUCCCCUUCUCUUCUGAAGGUAUCACACCUGAUCUCAUUAUUAAUCCUCAUGCCAUUCCCUCUCGUAUGACUAUCGGUCACAUGAUUGAGUGUUUGCUCGGUAAGGUUUCUACUUUGACUGGUAACGAAGGUGAUGCUACACCUUUCACUGACGUCACAGUCGAAGCUAUUUCUGCCGCCCUCCAAGCUCAAGGUUAUCAAUCUCGUGGUUUUGAGGUCAUGUAUAACGGCUUCACAGGUCGUAAAUUAAAUGUGCAAGUGUUCUUGGGUCCUACCUAUUAUCAACGUUUGAAGCAUAUGGUUGACGAUAAGAUCCAUAGUAGAGCAAGAGGUCCUGUACAAAUUUUAACUAGACAGCCCGUGGAAGGUCGUUCAAGAGAUGGUGGCCUUCGUUUCGGUGAGAUGGAGAGAGAUUGUAUGAUCAGUCAUGGUGUUGCACAGUUUUUGAAGGAACGUUUGUUCGAUGCCUCAGAUGCAUACCGUGUACAUGUCUGUGAUAUUUGCGGUUUGAUGGCCAUUGCUAACCUAAAGAAAAAUAAUUUUGAAUGUCGUGCCUGUAAAAAUAAGACAAGAAUUUCUCAAAUCCAUAUUCCUUAUGCCUGUAAACUCUUAUUCCAAGAAUUAAUGGCUAUGAAUAUCGCUCCUCGUAUGUUCGUUGACGCUGAUUAAAUCAAAAGAGAACCAAGACAUAUAAACACUCCCAUUUUUUUUUUUUUAUCUUAAUACAACAGACAUACUCAUACUAUAUUCCACAUGGUCCUUUUUUUUUUUUUUCUAUACUAUAAUAAAUACGAAUUCAUUUUUCCGAAGCA
Mucor mucedo is the source of this 4055-nucleotide messenger RNA. RefSeq names its product DNA-directed RNA polymerase II subunit RPB2. Lineage: Eukaryota; Fungi; Mucoromycota; Mucoromycetes; Mucorales; Mucoraceae. Gene Ontology annotation, molecular function: ribonucleoside binding; DNA binding; DNA-directed RNA polymerase activity. The transcript has 7 exons. The annotation marks the transcript as partial. The record is from RefSeq and is a predicted model, not a curated record. Gene Ontology annotation, biological process: DNA-templated transcription. Gene Ontology annotation, cellular component: RNA polymerase II, core complex.